Molecule: messenger RNA, 4317 nt
Organism: Talaromyces amestolkiae
Lineage: Eukaryota; Fungi; Ascomycota; Eurotiomycetes; Eurotiales; Trichocomaceae
Exons: 8
Coding region: 1-4317 (1438 amino acids)
Biological process (GO): regulation of transcription by RNA polymerase II
Molecular function (GO): RNA binding
Source: RefSeq, a predicted model, not a curated record
AUGGCUCCAUUGUCGCGGAGACGGACGUUCUCAGCUCGAUCGAUGGCGCCGCUGAAAAACUCCCGAAACGGGAACGCAAGUCCAACGGAUGGACCUCCCCUCAAGAAGCGCAAAUACAUCCCCGGUGGUCCUGGCGGUGGCGGACGCUUUAUCGAAAUAGAUGCUGUCGUUGAACGAAAACCACCUCCAGCCCCCGUCGUCGCAGAACCGGUUGUCCACGCCAAAAGUCAACCUUCUCCGCGCCCUCGACGCGAAAUAGCCCCUGCUAUCGUCAGCACCCCGCUUCCAAUGACCACUCCGCCUUCCACUCGCCCUCGCAGAGAACGCACUCAGAGUCGAGGCCGUUACAGUUCCGCGACUGCUGCUGCUUUGGCGCUCCAACAAGGCGAUGGAUACAAACCUCGCGAGGAACGGGGCUGGGAGGAGUUCCAUCCAGACCUGGACAUUGAAGCCAAAUUUGCAGUUUUCAGUGCCGAAGAUGUGGAUGGCGCAAGCAAACCACAGCAAUCCACUCCCAAUAACCAUCUCACCAAUGGUGUAUCUACUACGUCCGAAGCCCACGAUUCUCCUACAAUCGCCACUCCAUCGACACCCCAAACACCUUUCAAACGACGACCGGGUCGCCCUCCCCGACGACCAGACGCGAUGCUCAGUGCUAUCAUAAGUCCUGAACAGCCAAAGGUUGUCCCACCUCCGGGCCCAAACCCGCGCGAAAGACUCACUCUUCCCAAACCGAAUUUUCACCUACGUGAUCCAUUUGUCCGCUACGAGCAAAAAGGCGUCAAUCAGCAAAACUACGUGGAUCGUACGAUGGCCAGCGUUGGCUACCAAGAAAGCGAUUUAUUUGUUCGUCAUGAUCGUCGACUCAUUCGUAUGGCAGAGGGAGCUAUCGAGGAGGAUCUAGAUCUAGAUCCACCUGUUACGGAUGGUGAUACUAACGCAGCUAUUGGCUCGUUGGGCGUCGGAAGGGKGGAAUAUGACAUGGACGAACAAGACGAGAAGUGGCUAGAAGACUAUAACAAUAGGCGGAAGGCUGAUCAGCUGGAAGCGAUCAAGCCAGCCGUUUUCGAGAUUACCAUGACGAAGAUCGAGAAAGAGUGGUAUGCUCUAGAAAAGAAAAUACCGAAGCCGAAUCCUAAGCCGCCCCAAACACAACGUCCACGUUCGAGUUCCGCCGCCGCUGUCAACGGCGAGCCAGUGGGAGAUGGCGAAGAACAGGACAGCAAAUGCGCAGUUUGCGAUGACGGAGAUUGCGAAAACUCUAAUGCUAUCGUGUUCUGUGAUGGAUGUGACCUUGCUGUGCAUCAAGAAUGUUAUGGCGUUCCAUAUAUUCCAGAAGAAGUGGGUAUCGGUAACCAGUCCCUCAUGGAACCCGUUACGGACGUUGAAAAGGUGCCAAAGAGCCGAUGGAAGCUUCAGUGCUACAUAUCUUUUUGUCACAAGCAUGUCCCGCCUGACUGGCGAAAGGAACAUGGUACCGAUUCCGCGUACGCUGAAGCAGUUGAAUACUACAAGAAUACGAUGCAUGGCAAAAGGUGGGGCGAUAGUCAAGCAGCUGCUCUUGCGCUUGGGCCGUCUCUACCAGAUGGGGCUGAACAGAUAGAGAGUCAUUCUCACCAUGGUCCAAAUAUCCAUUUGACUUUUAAUGCGGGAGGGAACAAACGAAAACGUACGACCCCUUCAAAGCCUACAUGGAAAUUGGCCUCAGGAGCACCAGUCAUUCCUCAAACCGUACUCAACUCGGUCAUGGCUUCGUUGCAACGUUUCGCUGUGCGCCAGAGAAAGCAAUAUGCCGAGGACGCUUGCAAGUACUGGACCCUAAAGCGGGAAGCUCGACGAGGAGCAGCUCUAUUGAAGCGCCUUCAGCUUCAGUUGGAGACAUUCUCGUCGAUGGAGAUGACUAGACGCAAUUUCGCUGGCAUGGGCCCCAUUGGACUCUCACGCCUGCAACGUCGUAUUGAUUUCGCAGAAGUUCUAUCUUCGGAUGUUGAAAGGGUACGGACUCUUUGCGCCGAUGUGAAGGAACGUGAAAGUGCCAAGCUAGAAGACGUUGAAAUGCUCCGCAAUAUCAUCGAUACUGUUUACUUUCCUAUACCUCCGUUGUUGUGGCCGAUUUUUGAGAAGAUUCAGACUCUCGAUCCGAAAGGCGUUUUUCGUGCACCCCUACAAGCUGUUCGCGCUCGCUUGGAAUCAAGAUACUAUACAAAUGUGUCCGUCUUCUCUGCCGAUCUGGCACAUAUAUUCACCACCGAGAUAGGCGCCCAGCCAGUCGAAGAUACGGCGGAGCUCCAAUUACAAAUUAGUGGUCGCGCACCUGAGCUUACAGUUGACCAGCGCGAGAAGAGAAAAUUAGCAAAGAGGGUUAUUAAAUCCAUUCAACCAUCCCUCGAAGAUGCCAUUCGCAAGGAAACCGAGCUGAGUGGUUUGCCAUUUGAGAAGGAGCUUAAAGAGCUGGACAGUAUUUUUGAUAGCGGCGUUUUGUCACGGCGGAUAUCUGUGGUUGACGCCCUUGAUGCUUCGUUUGACUAUGGCCCUGUGACUAAUGGGUUGCCUGUCACUGAGUCUGACGAUCUUACCAAGAAAGAAGGUCCCGAGACGACGGAGCAAACACAAACACCAGCAGCUGACGGGGACAUUGACAUUCCGGAUGCAGACGAUAACUACAUUCAAACCACGAACAAUCUUAUCACCGCACCUUCCAGUGAUAGGGCUGGAGAUGAGUCAAUGGAGGCUUCCGAAAUCAUCGUCGAUGACAUGGCUGGCGGUGCAGUGAAAAAGGAUAACCAAAGUGUGGUAUCCCAACAAAAUGAACAUGCUACAAGAGCUGCACGAGGUCCAUUAACACCGCCAUUGAGCUCACAAGGCGAUCAGCAACAGGGGCCACUUGCUCAAGGAGGCAUUCAAUGGUAUAUGCAACCUUUCGAUCCAGUUGGCACGACCAUACAUGAAGAGCGGUGGACUGGUCGUGACGUUUUGCGCGGCAUGAGCGAGGAACUAAGCGAGCUUGAUGAAGAUGAGCUCGAGGACCUGGGAGGAGAUGAGAGCAAAGAUGAAAUCAAGGAAGAAUCCGACAAAAUUAAUGGCAGGGCGCCUGAACCUGUCCAGACUCGCCGGACGCAUUUCGGGGCCGUUGAGCUGGAGCACGCCAAGCCUUGCCACCCUAGCGCGAAUCAUAUUCUUUCGGAUCUUUCCAAACUUCAAAGCGGACUCGGUGUUCCCUUCCUUCUUCUCUUCCUUUCUCACUUAUCAAUCAACUCCAUUCAACCCAUCACAAAAAUGUCAGCCAUGGAGUACGAGAACGAGAACGGUCGCUAUGACGACGACCGUCGCUAUGAUCGCGACCGCAGCGCCUCUCCCCGUGGAGAUUCACGCGCCGACCGGGACCGUAGCCUUUCUCCCACUCGUGGGGACGAUAGAGCCCCUGCAGGCGACUCUAGAAAGGCCCCAAUCGACGAAGAUGAUGAAGGAUCUAUCAACCCAGGAUCCAACCUUUUCGUCACUGGCAUUCACCCUCGUCUCACCGAAGCAGACAUCUCUCGCCUUUUUGAAAAAUAUGGAGACGUCGAGAACUGCUCUAUCAUGCUUGAUCCUCACACCAAGGAGUCACGUGGAUUUGGUUUCGUCAAGAUGGUUACUGCUGAAMAAGCCGAUGCUGCCAAGGAAGGAUUGCAAGGCGAAGUGAUCGACGGCCUCACUCUCAGCAUCGAGAAAGCUCGUCGCAGCCGUCCCCGCACACCCACUCCUGGCAAGUACUUUGGCCCACCCAAACGAGACCCCCGCGGUGGCGGCCGAGGUCCUCCACGUGGAGGCCGUGACCGUUACGACGAUCGCCGUGGAUACGGUGGUGGCCGUCGCUACGAUGACUACCGAUAUGGCCGCUACGACUCUUACGGUCGCCGUGGUGGAGAUUACGGUCGCGAUGACCACGGAUACCGCGGUGGUAGCGGCGGUGGACGUGAGUACGGUCGGGACUAUGGCCGCGACUACGGCCGCCGUGAUGAUUACCGUGACGACUAUGGCUCUUACCGAGGCGGUGCUGCUGGCGGCAGUGGCAGUGGCAGUGGCAGUGGCAGUGGAGGUGACCGUUAUGCUUCUCGUGAAGAACGCUACCCACGUGGAGGUGAAGAACGCCGUGGUGGAGGUAGUGGAGGUGGUGAAGAGCGCCGUGGUGGUGGCUAUUACGACCGUGAUGCCAACCCUCCCAGCUACGAACAGGCCCCUCCCCGUGAAGGCCGUGAACCCUACAACGGUGGUGGCAGCGCUGCCGGCGGUCGAUCUUACGAAGGUCGCGGUGAGGAGAGGUACGGCAGCAGGUAA